Acytostelium subglobosum LB1 is the source of this 1374-nucleotide messenger RNA. RefSeq lists its product as hypothetical. Lineage: Eukaryota; Evosea; Eumycetozoa; Acytosteliales; Acytosteliaceae. The coding region runs from base 1 to 1374 and encodes 457 amino acids. The record is from RefSeq and is a predicted model, not a curated record. The transcript has a single exon. Gene Ontology annotation, cellular component: SCF ubiquitin ligase complex. Gene Ontology annotation, biological process: SCF-dependent proteasomal ubiquitin-dependent protein catabolic process.
AUGUCAAUGUGGCAUACAAUAGACUUGUCCAAGGCACACAGUCACUACACGCAUCUCAGUGCCAAAGUAAAGCUCUCUCUUCAGACUCUAAAGAGGUCAGGUGCUGCAAUACAUUCACAAGAGAACGGCAAUGGAAAUGGCAAUGGCAACGGCAACGGCAACGGCAACGGAAGUGUCAAUGGUAAUGGAUCAUCAGCUUCAAAGUGGAUGGCAAACUUGGAGUCGAUAGUGAACAACUUGGUGUCUAAUUAUGGCUUCCUCAUACCGGGGCUGGGCUCGGAUUCACCUCCAAUCUUCCAGCGACAUAAUCAUAACUUGCUAAAGUCAAAGGCCGCCCAACAACAAAUAGCCAGUCAGUUUGAAUUGCGAAUCGAUCGUUUCUUUGAGGACAUGAGCACGCGUUACCAACGCGUCGAAGUACUAGACCUGAGUGGCUGCACCGACCUCAAGUUGGCAUCUCUCUCACUACUCGUUCGCCAGUUCUCGUCCACGCUAACCAAGCUCGUCACGCGUCGUUGCAAGUCUGACACAAUGACUGAUUCAGGAUUCGCCCAACAAGUCGUGGCGAUGGCGCCUAAACUGCGUACACUGUGUGUUGGCGAGAUGCCAAUGAUUGGCGACGAGACCAUGGAAGCACUAUGCUCCACAACACCGGAUAUUGAGUGUUUGGGCCUGGCCCGAUGCCACAAGGUCACCGACCGUGGGAUCCACGCACUGGCCGCCAGCCAGCUGUGCACUCGAAUGCGUAUACUGGGCCUUAACCAUCUCGCACACCUGUCCGACGGCGCCAUCCUUCAGCUGGGCAUGGCCUGCAACAACUUGGUUAUAUUCAGCGCGAGCAACCUCAGAGAGUUGUCUGCCGACACGAUGGCAUCGAUCUUCCUGGCAUGUCCACGCCUGGGCUCAAUCGACUUGGGCGGCUGCGAGAACACAGACGACACGGCACUCGAAGCCAUCUCGAUCAACUGUCACGAACUCUUCCAACUCAAUGUCAGUCGAUGCAAGCGACUCACAUCACACUCAAUCAAUCUGGUGGUCAAGCAAUGCAAGCAACUGCGUAUACUGUUUGUAUCGCGUACGGCAAUUGACGAUGAUUGUCUGUUGAAUGCCACGGAACACCUACAGCUCGAGGUACUAUAUGCCAUGGGUUGUCCCAAUCUCACUGAUCGCACUGUGCAAGGACUGCUCAAGCUGGGCAACGAGCGAUUGAUUCGCAUGAACAUCAACUUGUUGUCAUGUCCCAACGUCUCACAAUCACUAGUGUCGAUACUACAGCAUCUGACCAAGCCGACGCCAGGCGAGGGCCGCGGCGCGUGCAUUGGUGGAUCUGAUGCGAGUUGCACGAGCAGCUCGCUUCUAAUGGACGACGAAUAA